Molecule: messenger RNA, 755 nt
Organism: Monoraphidium neglectum
Lineage: Eukaryota; Viridiplantae; Chlorophyta; Chlorophyceae; Sphaeropleales; Selenastraceae
Product: alanine-glyoxylate aminotransferase
Exons: 5
Cellular component (GO): mitochondrion
Molecular function (GO): pyridoxal phosphate binding; transaminase activity
Source: RefSeq, a predicted model, not a curated record
AUGUCGCUUGGAAUGAGACCGAGCCGGCGCGCCGCGCGCUCGCAGGUUGCCGGGGCUGUCGCGGCGCAGCUGUCAGUUUUGAACACGAACAGCCGGUACCUGUCGCGCGGCCUGGUUGACUACACCCAGCAGCUGCUCGCGCUGCUACCGGGAUCCCUGGAGGUCGCGUUCCUGGUCAACAGCGGCAGCGAGGCGAACGAUCUGGCGCUGAGGGUCAGCCGCGCGGCCGCCGCCGCCGCCGGGCGGCCGGGCGCGACGCACGUGGCCGUCAUGGGGGGCGCGUACCACGGCCACCUGACGACCACGAUGGCGAUCAGCCCCUACAAAUUCUGGGGCCGUGGCGGCGGCGGCAAGGAGAGCUGGGUGCACGUGCUGCCCUGCCCGGACCCCUAUCGGGGCACGCACCUGGACGGCCGCGCCGCCGCGCGCGGCGCGAUUGCCGAGGCGCGCGCGGCGGGCGGGGAGCUGUGCGCGUUCAUCUGCGAGAGCGUCCUCUCCUGCGGCGGCCAGGUCUUCCUGCCUGACGGCUACCUGGCUGGCGUGUACGAGGAGAUGCAUGCCGCCGGGGCCCUCUGCAUCGCCGAUGAGGUCCAGUGCGGCUUCGGCCGCGUGGGUGACGCCUUCUGGGGGUUCCAGCUGUCGGGCGUCACCCCGGACAUCGUAGUCAUGGGCAAGCCGAUCGGCAACGGCUUCCCGCUGUCAGCGGUGGCGAUGACGCGGCCCCUGGCUGAGGCGUUCGCCACCCAGGAGUACUU